Molecule: messenger RNA, 2749 nt
Organism: Hydra vulgaris (swiftwater hydra)
Lineage: Eukaryota; Metazoa; Cnidaria; Hydrozoa; Anthoathecata; Hydridae
Product: dipeptidyl peptidase 8
Biological process (GO): proteolysis
Molecular function (GO): dipeptidyl-peptidase activity; serine-type peptidase activity
Source: RefSeq, a predicted model, not a curated record
UUAUAUUUAUUAGUUGUUUAUAAGUACAAUUAAAAAAUGGAAAAUUUAAGUUGGUCAAGCAUAGAAGAAGGAGUUGACAAAAGUCGGUUGGAACAAUACAAUUUGGCAUCGACUGUCCCAUCAAAUUUUACAUUUUACAAAACUUUAUUAGUCUUUCUUGGUGUUCCAAAGGUAUCAUACAAAAAUGAUAAUACAUUGAUAUAUUUUGAUUUUGAAAAUGGUUCAUGGGAUACAACCAAUGUUGAAACUUUAAGUGGGGUUGAAACUAAAAUAUAUGCAGUUUAUCAAUGGAAUUUACUGUUAGAUCCAGAGAUAAGUAUGAAUUCAUAUUCAAAAGAAGAAUCGUUACUGCGAGAGCAUAAAAAAAUAGUCUUUAAUGGCAUAACUUCAUAUGAGUUUAAUGAUGAAAAUGGUUGUUUGAUCUUUGGUAAUGGUAAUGAUAUUUAUUCUGUCAAUAUUGAACCUAUUGCCUCUGGUAAAGAAGAGUAUGCUACACCUUAUGUUAUUCCAUCAAAUAUUUUUGGAAGCAAAAUGGAUACAAAGGUGUGCCCCUGCAAUCCAAGUAUUAUAUCAUUUAUUCACGAGGGAGACAUUUGGGUUACAAAUACACUAACAGGAUCAGAGAUGAGGUUAACGUUUGUUAGGGAUUCAUCACAAGAAAAAGUUUUAUCAGCAGGAGUUCCUGCAUAUGUAACACAAGAGGUUUUUGAUCGAUUUACUGGAUAUUGGUGGGAACCAUUUUAUCAUCAAGAUCCAGGUGGAUAUCAGAUAUACAGAAUACUAUAUGAAGUGGUAGAUGAGUGUGGAGAUGAAGAGUUCAAACUGGGAUCACAACCGCAAGUGCUGUUUACAAACUUUGUGGAGAACUACAGAUACCCAAAGGCUGGAUCAAAUAGCUCAAAACCAACCUUAAAAAUGGUUGAAUUUUGUUUAGACUGUUCUUUAAAUCAGUUCAUAGCUGGUUCAAUCAUAUAUUAUGAGUUGUGCGUAGAUUUUUAUGAAAAAUUUUCAUGGGUAGAAUAUAUAGUGAGAUGUGGGUGGAUGCCUUAUGGUGGAUAUAUAUGGGUUCAAGUUUUUAACAGAGCUCAAAACAGAUCGGCAUUAUUACGAAUUCCAAGUUCUGCUUUUUGUACUGUGAAUUCAACAAUUCAUUCCAAUGAAAAAAUUGACGUUUUGCUUGAAGAAAAAUCUGACUACUGGAUAAAUGUGUCUAAUGCUCUACACUUCUUGCCAUCACAAUUUUGUAAUGAAAUAUCAUUUAUAUGGAUGUGUGAAAAAACUUUUUUCAAGCAUUUGUAUAAAUAUACUGUGACAACAAAUAAUGAAACAUUAGAUUUCAUGGAAACAAAUAGAAAUGAGUAUGCUAUUCGCUAUUGUCAAGUACUAACAGAGCAGCCUUUGACUCAAGGAGAAUGGGAUGUUGAUAGUGAAACGAUUUGGUUGGAUGAAAGGAACAAUUUAGUUUAUUUUCUGGGUACCAAAGAUACACCUUUAGAGAAACACCUUUACUGUGUUUCUUUACUAAAUCCUCAACUGAUAGAACGAAUGACUUUGCUUGGUUAUUCUCAUGCUGUCACUCUAAAUAAGGAUUGUUCAUAUGCAGUCAUAGUAUCUUCUUCUGUGUCUUCAUUUUCUCAAGUAAACCUGUGUAAAAUAAACAACACUUUAGUAGAAAAAAAGAAGAUAUUUUUGCAAAGUAUAGGUUGGGUGCAAUCUCCAAAAUAUGUUCUUCCUAGCUCCAGGAUUCCUGAAUUAUUUAGGUACAAGAACUCUCAAGGUUAUGAUAUUUAUGGCAUGCUCUAUAAACCAAUGAGUUGUAGAGAAGGCGAAAAGUAUCCUACAAUGUUGUAUGUUUAUGGAGGGCCAUGUGUUCAGUUAGUUUCAAACUCGCAACGCUCUGUUCGACGUUUGAAUUUGUAUGCUUUACAAGUAUUCGGUUAUGCUGUUGUUAUGUUAGAUACAAUGGGAUCAUGCAAUAGAGGAAUAAGAUUUGAAGCAGUUCUCCAAAAUCGCAUGGGUCAGAUUGAAAUUGAGCAGCAGAUUGAAGGUUUAGAAAUAAUUGCAGAGAAAUCUGGAAUAAUUGACAUGAACAGAAUUGUUAUUCAUGGCUGGUCUUAUGGUGGAUACUUAGCAUUAAUGGGAUUAGCUCAGCGCCCUGACAUAUUUAAGGUAGCUAUAGCCGGUGCUCCGGUUACGUGCUGGCAAUUAUAUGACACUGGUUAUACUGAACGCUAUAUGAAAACUCCAGCUGAAAAUAAAAAAGCAUAUCAAGAUGGUUCGGUGCUCAAAUUUGCUAGACAGUUUCCUAAUGAACCCAACCGUUUAAUGAUAAUCCAUGGUCUUAUGGACGAAAAUGUACACUUUAGUCAUACUAAGGCUCUCAUAUCUGAACUUGUUAAGGAAGGAAAACCCUACCAGCUACAAGUGUAUCCAAAUGAACGUCACGGGAUUCGAAAUCCUGUUGCUGCAAAACAUUAUGAAACCAAUGUUGUUUGGUUCUUACAACAAUACUUGAGUACAAUCAAACUUGAAUAAGAUACUAAAGUUAUCUUAAGUCUAUCAUACUUCGUUCGUUUAUCUCAACGAUAAAGCGUAAAUACUCUUAUGCAAGUCUUAUCUUGAUAUCUUAUGAUACUUUAUCUUAAUAUAUUAAUGAUUAAAGUCAAGUUCGAUGUUAUAUUUAUAGAUGAAUAUUUUAUAUAUCAUGAAAUAAAAAAUAUUUUUAAGUAACAUUUAUAGAACAAUAAAA